CGUAAACAAAAACAGAAAUUUCGGAACACUGAAGAAUUGUGUUGAAAUUUCAAUGUAAGAAUGAAUAAAUACACAGGAUUUAGUGACUUGUGUGUUCCUUACAACAGUUCGUCGAAAGAGCUACUAGGAAUACUGAAUGAAUUGAUCGAACUGGGAUAUAAGAAUGUUGCGAUUGAGCAAAUUUACGAUCACGACAGUAGCGACAAGAAAGGUGAUCCCAUCCCAGUUCCUAUUGAUCUUAAACCGUUGAGUAAAGAACUAGAUGGGCGGCUCCGGUUGCUGAACCGGUUGACCAUUAUCUAUACGGAAGGUACCAUUACGUUGGUCACAACUCGGUCGGUAAAUCUCCGCAGUUACAAUGUGGUGGCCGUGAUCCCCAGAACGUUGGACGCAUUUCAACACGCCUGUCAAACGAUGCCAUGCGAUAUCAUUUCGUACAAUUCGGACACCGUCCGGAACAGGAUGGCCAGGAAGUUCUACUUUGUAGCGGUCAAUAGAAAUAUAAUGUUUGAAAUCAAGUACGCUCCGGCUAUAGUUAAUUCGAACGAUCGGAAAGACAUUAUCAAUCGAUCUCACAAGUACCACUCCUACGGGAAGUCGAAGAAUGUUAUUAUCAGCAGUGAAGCGAGGAAUCGGUUCCAAGUUCGGGGACCGUAUGAUAUUGCAAAUCUUGGUCUAAUAUUUGGAUUGAGUGAGGAGCAAUCGAAAAAUUCGAUUCUCGCACUACCAAGAAAGGUGCUCAUUAGCGCGGAUUCUCGACGGCACGGAAAAGCAGGGUUGGUUGUGAAAAUUCGUCAGAAAGCUGUGGACAGCGACGACUAUUCAGACACGGAAGUUGAAGAGCCGAUCAGCGACAGCGAAGAAGAGGAGGAUGAUGAUGGGGAAGAUCAAGAUAUGGAGCAAGAAGAAGUCCAGGAACCCCCAAAGAAAAUUGCGAAAAAAUCAUGAGUGUUGAUUGUGUAAAUAUGAUCUUGAUUUUAAAAGCUCA
Molecule: messenger RNA, 988 nt
Organism: Ochlerotatus camptorhynchus
Lineage: Eukaryota; Metazoa; Arthropoda; Insecta; Diptera; Culicidae
Gene: Rpp30
Product: ribonuclease P protein subunit Rpp30
Exons: 4
Coding region: 61-948 (295 amino acids)
Biological process (GO): tRNA processing
Cellular component (GO): nucleolar ribonuclease P complex
Molecular function (GO): RNA binding
Source: RefSeq, a predicted model, not a curated record